AAGGCAUCUGUUUCAGUCUGUCUCUCUGCGAGAUGCAGCACCAACAGAGGAGAGAGGGGGAGACGAGCCCAAGGAGGGAGGGAGGAAGAGGAGAGGGAGGUGUGAGGAAAGGAGAGGCAGAGCAAAGAGAGAGGGGAGUGCAAAAAGAGGAGUGAAAUGAUAAAGGAAAAGGAGGAGAAGAUGCUGCUGCAGCAGAGCUUCUGACUUCUGAAGAGUUUUGGCUGAACAUGGUUGAGACGCAUCCUCCUGGUGUUUGAGCAUCUCCAGCAUCUCUCUGAGUGUGCGGGGGGAGAGUUUAAUGUGUGUGUGAAGCCAUGGCAAGUGCUCAGCCAGGGGUCCAUGCGCUGAAACUCCAGCCUCCCUGUGUCUCACACACCCUGAGGAACGGAAGCAACUUCAUUAAAUGGGAUGAGGAUUUGUCAACAGUCACUCCAGUGACUCUACACGUGGAUCCUCAUGGAUUCUACCUCUUCUGGACUGACCAAAACAAGGACACAGAAUUGCUGGACCUGACCUUUGUGAAGGAUGUCAGAACUGGCAGGAGCACCAAACCUCCCAAGGAAGCCAAGCUGCGGGAGCUGCUGGAUGUGGGAAACCUUGUUGGCCGCCUGGAGAACCGCAUGGUUACCGUGGUCACAGCCUCUGACCUGGUGAAUGUCGGCCAACUGAACUUCAUCGCUUCACAGGAGGAUGAAGCCAAGUUGUGGUGUGAGGAGCUGUUUUCUUUGGCCACCAACCUGCUGAGCCACAAUCUCAAUAGAGACCACAGUCUGCUGAAAGCAUACGUCAAGCUAACUCUUCAGCCAAAUGCAGAAGGAAAGAUUCCUGUAAAAAAUAUCGGUCGCCUGUUUUCAUCGGACAGAAAGAGAAUCGAGAAUGCUCUUGAGAGCUGCAAGCUGCCGAAUGGACGGGGUGAAAGCAUCAAACUGGAGGACUUCACUCUUGAUGUUUACAAGAACUUCUUGGACAGCCUGUGUCCUCGUCCUGAGCUCAGCGCUAUCUUCAAACUGCAAGGAGGCGAAAGUGGCAGAAUGUCUGUGGAUCAGAUGACCGAGUUCAUCAACAACAAGCAGAGAGACCCGAGGCUCAAUGAAAUCCUUUAUCCCCCUCUACGUCCUGCACAGACUAACACUGUGAUGGAGCGGUACCAACAUGACCAGGAUAAUCUAAAGCAAGGUAUCAUAGCGGGCCAGCUGGCCGGAAGCUCCUCAGUCGAGAUGUACCGGCAGGUUUUACUGGCAGGCUGCCGCUGUGUGGAGUUAGACGUGUGGAAAGGACGAACUGCAGAGGAGGAGCCGGUCAUUACUCACGGGUUCACCAUGACGUCUGAAAUCUCCUUUAAGGAGGUGAUUGAAGCCAUUGCAGAAUGUGCCUUCAAGACUUCACCUUUUCCUGUCAUCCUGUCAUUUGAAAACCACGUGGACUCCUUGAAGCAGCAGGCGAAAAUGGCCGAAUAUUGUCGCUCUAUUUUUGGAGAAGCACUGCUGAUUGAUCCUCUGGACAAAUACCCUCUGGAGGCUGGCACCCCCCUGCCCAGUCCUCAGGAGCUGUUGGGCAAAAUUCUCAUCAAAAACAAGAAAUCUCACAAACCUGCCAAUACCACAGACACCAAGAGGCUAAUUGACCAGCCUGCCAAUCAGAGCAACGAACCAGUGUCUCCUAGCAACAACACAGGAGACGUGGAAGCUGAGAGUGAAGAAGAUGAUGAUGAUGAAGAUGAUGAUGGUAAAAAGGGCUCUGCAGAGCGAGAGGCUAUUGCCACAGAGGAAAUGUCGACUCUGGUAAACUACGUCCAGCCAACCAAGUUCAACUCCUUCGAAGCAUCAAAGAAGGCGGCCCGCUGUUACCACAUGUCGUCUUUUGUAGAGACCAAAGCUUUGGAGCACCUCACAAAGUCACCAGUGGAGUUUGUGGAAUAUAAUAAAUCCCAGCUGAGUCGUAUAUAUCCCAAAGGAACCAGAGUGGACUCAUCAAACUUCAUGCCUCAGCUGUUCUGGAAUGCUGGAUGUCAACUUGUGGCCCUUAAUUACCAAACUAUUGAUUUUUCCAUGCAGCUGAACCUCUUCAUGUUCGAGUACAACGGCCGCAGCGGCUACAGACUGAAACCGGAGUUCAUGAGGCGGCCGGACAAGCAUUUUGACCCGUUUACAGAAAACACAGUGGAUGGCAUCGUAGCUAACACGCUCUCUGUGAAGGUCAUUUCAGGCCAGUUUCUGACCGAACGGAGGGUGGGUGUGUAUGUGGAGGUGGAAAUGUUUGGACUUCCCGCAGACACCAGGAGAAAAGCUCUGAAGACCAAAACCUCCCAGAACAACAACGCCAUCAAUCCGGUGUGGGACGAGGAACCCAUCGUCUUUAAGAAGGUGAUUCUUCCAACUCUCGCCUCACUGAGAAUUGCAGCAUUUGAGGAAGGAGGAAAGUUCAUCGGCCAUCGAAUUAUUCCAGUUUCUGCCAUCAGACCAGGUUAUCGUUACAUCGGCUUGAGGAAUGAGAAGAAUCAAUCUCUGAUUUUACCUGCUGUAUUCGUCUACAUUGAAGUUAAAGACUACGUACCAGAUACAUUUGCAGAUGUGAUCGAGGCUCUGUCCAACCCGAUUAGAUACGUUAACCUCUUGGAGCAGAGAGCGAAACAGCUGGCUGCUCUGACCCUGGAGGACGGCGAGGAGGAGGCGCAGACUGAGGAUGACACAGAAACUGGAACAGAGCGUAAGAACGACCUGAAACCAGCUCCUCUGGAAAACGGACUGAGUCCCAGCUCCGGUCCGGUGGGUCACACUCCUGUGGCUACUACGCCAAAAGCCUCUGCAGCCAAUCAGCAAGCGACUACAACAGAAGCAGCGAAACCAACAGCAAAGACUGAAGAUCUAGUUUUAAGUGUUUUGAUAGAUAUCCCAGCAUGCACCUUAGAUGCCCUCCAGCAGUCCAAAGUUUACCAAAAGGAGCAGAGACGUCAGUUUAAGGAGCUGAAGGAGCUGGUCAGGAGACACCAGAAGAAAACUGCAGAGCUCCUCCGAGAGUUUAGCAACAAGUACAAGAAGACGGCAAGACAGUGCAGCAAGAGCAGGGGUUCGUCUUCAGAGGGCGAGAAAGACGAGCGUCUCCAGCAGCUGAAAGAUGAGCAACAGCAGCAGCUCUUGGCUCUGAGGCAGGAGCAGUACUACAGCCAGAAGUAUCUGCAGAGAGAACACAUUAAGAUGCUUACAGAGCGACUGACCAGUCUGGCCGAGGAGAGCCACAAUUCCCAGAUGAAAAAGCUCAAAGAUAUCUGUGACAAGGAGAAGAAGGAGCUAAAGAGGCAGAUGGAUCGACGGAGAACUGAGAAGAUCAACCAAGCCAAGACCAAAGAGAAACAUCUGGCUGAGGAGGAGAAGAAUGAGAUCAACAAGUCUUACGUCAACGAGGUUGUGCAAAAUAUCAAGCGGCUUGAGGAAACUCAAACCAAACGUCAAGAUCAGCUGGUGGAGCAACACAAUGACCUGCUGCAGGAGAUCCAAGACCAGAAACCAAAGUUGCAGGCAGCCGUGGAGGCAGAGUUCCAGGAGAAGUUCCAGCGUUUACCCGGUGAAAUCCAAGACUUCCUGCAGGACAGGAAGCUGGAGGGCAGAGGUCACAGCAAGUCCCGCCCAUCAACUCCUCACGAAACUCUUUCAGAGGAGGAUUGAAAAGAAAAAGAAAAGAAAAGAAAGGAGGAGAGGGAGGAGUGAUUCAGAUAAUGAAAUUCUGAACAGAGGGCGAAACCUUGCUGAUGAAGUAAAUAUUUAUAAAGACUGUUAUUAAUUGUCUUUUUAAUGAAACAAAAACAACUUUGAAAGAUUUUUAAAUUAUUUAAAGCAUGCAUUGUGUUGUACUUCCAAAUUUAAUCAAAUGUCAUUCAGUUUUAUGUUCAAACAACAAUCUCACAACUUACUGCAUGAUCAAUCUAUCUAUCUCUCUAUCUAUCUAUCUAUCUCUAUAUCAUCUAUCUAUCUAUCUCUAU
Cyprinodon variegatus (sheepshead minnow) is the source of this 3976-nucleotide messenger RNA. Its product is annotated as 1-phosphatidylinositol 4,5-bisphosphate phosphodiesterase beta-1-like. Gene Ontology annotation, cellular component: cytoplasm; nuclear speck. Gene Ontology annotation, molecular function: calmodulin binding; calcium ion binding; phosphatidylinositol-4,5-bisphosphate phospholipase C activity. The record is from RefSeq and is a predicted model, not a curated record. NCBI's taxonomy places the organism in Eukaryota, Metazoa, Chordata, Actinopteri, Cyprinodontiformes, Cyprinodontidae. The transcript is spliced from 31 exons. The coding region runs from base 315 to 3662 and encodes 1115 amino acids. Gene Ontology annotation, biological process: lipid catabolic process; memory; phosphatidylinositol-mediated signaling.